GACUCCCGGCCGGGGGCAGCCUGGGGCGGGACGCGGGCUGGGACGGAGCUCAGCGCGCUCGCUGCCGGAGGGUGAUGGCCCUGCAGGGCUGCGGGCUCCGACUUUACCCGCAGUCAGCGGCGAGAAAGCGGCCCAGGCGCGGCGGUCUGGGCGAGCGCUGAGCACCCAUUCAGAGCAGGCUCGCUCGUUACACAUCCCGCUCGCCGCGGACCGAGGAAGACCGCGAUCCGCCCUCGCUUCGCGCGCCUAGAUCAUGUCCUCCGCUCCCGGGACUGCGCGCGGAAAAAGAAGCUCGCCCAGCUCGGACUUCAUGACCCUUCCAAGCUGUGCGCCCUGCUGCCCGGACCUAGUCUGAACCGCGCUACCCAGACCGACCUCGGCGCUGGCGGGCUUCCUCGGUGUGCUGCUGCUGCAUUUUUCUUCUUCUUCUUUUUUUUUUCUCUCUCUCACGCCCGGAAGACCUGGAAGAAAGGGGCGGCUCCCUGCACCCCACCGGAGCCGUCAGGAAGAUGGGGAGCAAGGCCCUGCCAGCGCCCAUCCCUCUGCACCCAUCGCUGCAGCUCACCAAUUACUCCUUCCUGCAGGCAGUGAACACCUUCCCCGCCGCGGUGGACCACCUCCAGGGCCUGUACGGGCUCAGCGCUGUGCAGACAAUGCACAUGAACCACUGGACGCUGGGCUACCCCAACAUGCACGAGAUCACCCGCUCCACCAUCACGGAGAUGGCCGCCGCCCAGGGCCUCAUGGACGCUCGCUUCCCCUUCCCGGCGCUGCCCUUCGCCACUCACCUGCUCCACCCCAAGCAGGGGGCCAUCGCCCACGUCCUGCCGGCCCUACACAAGGACCGGCCCCGUUUUGACUUUGCCAACUUGGCAGUGGCCGCCACGCAAGAAGAUCCCCCUAAAAUGGGAGACCUGAGCAAGCUGAGCCCCGGGCUGGGCAGCCCCAUCUCGGGCCUCAGUAAAUUGACUCCGGACCGAAAGCCCUCCCGAGGGAGGCUACCCUCCAAAACGAAAAAGGAGUUUAUCUGCAAGUUUUGCGGCAGACACUUUACCAAAUCCUACAACUUGCUUAUCCACGAGAGGACCCACACGGACGAGAGGCCGUACACGUGUGACAUCUGCCACAAGGCGUUUCGGAGGCAAGAUCACCUGCGAGAUCACAGGUAUAUCCAUUCCAAAGAAAAGCCCUUCAAAUGUCAGGAGUGUGGGAAAGGAUUUUGUCAGUCUAGAACUCUAGCAGUCCACAAAACUUUACAUAUGCAGGAAUCUCCACACAAAUGCCCCACUUGUGGAAGAACAUUUAAUCAGAGAAGUAACCUGAAAACUCACCUUCUCACCCAUACAGACAUCAAGCCCCACAGCUGCGAGCAGUGCGGCAAAGUGUUCAGGCGAAACUGUGAUCUGCGGCGGCACAGCCUGACUCACACCCCGCGGCAGAACUUCUAGCGAAGCCCAGGAUCUGCCCUGUGCGGCCCCGCGGCUCCCCCUCUCCUUCCCCCCCUCCCCCGAGACUCCUCUUCCUCCUCUCCACGGGGCCCACCCACACCCGACCCCCACCCUCGCUGACCCCCAGGUCUUCUCCAAGGCUGCAGCCCGCACCUGCAGCUCCAGCGAGUUAAACUGAGGACUGAGAACUCUCUAGAAAUCCACACACUCUCCACCCACUCCACCCAACCCCCCCCCAUCAACCAGCAUGUUCUAGAUCCUUGUAGAUAUUCACGGCUCAUUUUAGAGCCCUGUACAUACGUGGGUCUUCGUCCUGUUUUUUUUUGUUUUUGUUUUUGUUUUGUUUUGUUUUAUCUUGUUGGAUGCACCCAGACUUGGAAAAUGGAAGCCAAAUUUAUCUUCAAAGACUGUAUUUUCAAAAUAAAACUCCUCUUGUCUUCAA
Messenger RNA from Mesocricetus auratus (golden hamster), 1890 nucleotides. It is a transcript of the gene Osr2, whose product is annotated as odd-skipped related transciption factor 2. Gene Ontology annotation, biological process: embryo development; regulation of transcription by RNA polymerase II; urogenital system development. The record is from RefSeq and is a predicted model, not a curated record. Gene Ontology annotation, molecular function: DNA-binding transcription factor activity, RNA polymerase II-specific; RNA polymerase II transcription regulatory region sequence-specific DNA binding. Lineage: Eukaryota; Metazoa; Chordata; Mammalia; Rodentia; Cricetidae. Gene Ontology annotation, cellular component: nucleus. Bases 510 to 1448 code for a protein of 312 amino acids. The transcript is spliced from 4 exons.